This is a messenger RNA of Parnassius mnemosyne (clouded apollo), 1779 nucleotides long. The record is from the annotation of a GenBank genome assembly. Lineage: Eukaryota; Metazoa; Arthropoda; Insecta; Lepidoptera; Papilionidae.
AUGACAACAGUGAAAAAUAAUGGACCGAUCGUAGAUCCAGCGCUUUGUCGAUGUUGUCGAUCUAUAAAAAAAUGCAGGAUACUUACUGCUGAAUACACUUGGAUGGACAAUAAAGAAGUUUACGCAGAGAUGGUGAUGGACUGCUUCGGGAUUUUACUGUCACAUGUGGAUGAAGAUAUGAAAGACUCGGGAGUUUGUGCAACUUGUGUGGUGAGAUUAAGAGAUGCUUGUGCCUUUAGACAGCAAGUACUGCAGUGUGAGGAACUCUUCCUACAUUCAAAGCUUGAAGAUAAAGAAGAAGAAAAGAAAGAGGAUAUGGGACUCGAUGGAAUAGAAUUGAAAGCAGAACCCAAAGACGACGUCAGCGAUCACAAUUCAAUUGACGACGGACAUCACGAUGAUGGCAUAGCUGGUGACUGCUCCGCAGAUGACAUAGAAGAUCUGAAACCCAAACUAGAAGAAGAGAAAGCUUGUGCUCCAUCGCCAAUCGAACCAGAACCGAUGGACGACGACAGCGACUACUCAGUUUCUUCCUCGGACUCGGACAAGCCGCUAAAAAGAAAAUCUAAGAAUGGUACGCGGAAAAAAAAGUCUGAGAAAGAGAACGGUGCGCAGAAGAAGUCCCAAAAAGUGAAGAAAAACAAACGGAAAUCGGGUUCAUCUAUGUCGAAGCAACUGACACCAAAAGUGAUUAAGAAACCACCAGUUGAAAAGAAAAACACCUAUGACAGAGACCUUGACUGUAUGUCCGAGGAGAACUUACUAACUAUUAUACAAUAUUCUUAUGUCUGUCCGUUCAAAAAUAGAAGAAAUAAUUAUUACUGUUUCUACUGUAAGGACUAUUAUCCAAAACCCGAGGACCUUAGAGAACAUACGGUGUCCCACGAUACAAAACCAUUCCAGUUGCUAAUGGGAUACAAAAAGAUGCCAAAAAUAGACAUUACAAGGAUAGACUGCAGACUGUGUCCGGCUAAAAUAGACGAUUUAGGGACGUUCAAGCAACAUAUAGACCAAGUGCAUGGAAAGAAGAUAUACUUCGAGGCCCCAGAUAAAAUGUUGCUGUACAAACUGACUUGGAAUGAUCUUGUGUGUGUUAUGUGCAAUGAUGUGUUUGAAGACUUCAAUACAUUGAACACUCAUAUGGUGGAGCACUUUAGUAACUAUACCUGUGAUAUAUGUGGAGUGUGUUUCCUGGAGAAGCCACGUUUGGACGCACAUUUGAAAAGGCACAAGGACGACGAGAGGCACACCUGCGAGAUCUGCGGCAAAGUGUUUAAGUCAAAUCAUUAUAAAGACAUGCAUGUAGAUAUUGUACAUAAGAAGAAAGCUAUAAUCCGGUGCCCUAGGUGCGAUGAGUGUUUUAUGUCUUAUGCAUUAAAGAACAAACAUUUAACAGAAGCUCAUGGGCAAAAGAGAACGUACCCUUGCAACUUGUGCGACAAGGUGUACAAUAGACAGAAGACACUAACCGAACAUCAGCGGAGAAAUCAUCAAAAGGUAUUGAAACACCAGUGCGAGUACUGCGACCAGAGGUUCUAUUUGCCGUCCAGACUGAAGGAGCACAUGGCUUCGCACACUGGAGAAAGGAAUUUCCGCUGUGAAUACUGUGAGAAGAGUUAUCCAAGACUGAAAUCAUUACAAUACCACAUAAGGACCCAUACGAAUGACAGGCGAUACCGCUGUCAUAUAUGCGGUCAAGCUUUUAUCCAGAAUGCGAGUUUGAAGUCGCACAUAAAAAGCCAUCAUCCCGAAUGUGAUGUUGAGGGAUGUUAUUUUUAA